Messenger RNA from Papaver somniferum (opium poppy), 3901 nucleotides. RefSeq names its product trafficking protein particle complex II-specific subunit 120 homolog. NCBI's taxonomy places the organism in Eukaryota, Viridiplantae, Streptophyta, Magnoliopsida, Ranunculales, Papaveraceae. The record is from RefSeq and is a predicted model, not a curated record. The transcript is spliced from 10 exons. Bases 1 to 3624 code for a protein of 1207 amino acids. Gene Ontology annotation, cellular component: trans-Golgi network.
AUGGAGCCAGACGUGAGUAUAGAAAGCGGAUGUAUGAUAAGAAUCGCUGUAGUACCAAUCGGAAAGAUCCCACAGGCAGAGCUAAGAGAGUAUAUUUCCAUGUUAUUCCGGCAUAGCAAAGUGGAACUCUCAGCCAUCAGCUCUUUCUACACAGAACACCAGAAAAGUCCUUUCUCACACCAACCUUGGGACAAUGGAAGUCUCAGAUUCAAAUUCGUGAUUGGUGGUGCUGCUGGUGGUGUUGUUGGGUCACCAUGGGAGGAUUUCCAGUCUAAUCGUAAGAUCUUAGCUGUUAUUGGUCUAUGUCAUUGCCCGUCAUCUCCAGAUCUUAAUCUUGUCUCUGAGCAGUUCUCAGCUACUUGUAAAGGUUAUACUUCUGCGCUGGUUGAGCGGUGCUUUGCGUUUUUCCCGGGCGAUUCUCAGUUAGAGAAUGGGAGCAAAAGGGGUAACAAUUUGGUCUUGUUCCCUCCUUCUGAUCAGCGAACUCAAGAAUUCCACUUGAAUACGAUGGUACAAGACAUUGCGGCCUCAUUGUUAAUGGAAUUUGAAAAAUGGGUUCUUCAAGCAGAAUCGGCUGGAACGAUUUUAAAGACACCUUUAGACUCUCAAGCCAGUCUCAGCUCAGAGGAGGUAAUCAAGGCUAAGAAACGAAGGCUGGGAAGGGCUCAGAAGACCAUAGGAGACUAUUGUUUAUUGGCAGGGUCACCAGUUGAUGCUAAUGCACACUAUUCCACAGCAAUAGAACUUGCAAGGUUAACGGGGGAUUUCUUCUGGUAUGCUGGGGCUUUGGAAGGAAGUGUGUGCGCUUUACUGAUGGAUCGAAUGGGUCAAAAAGAUCCGGUUUUGGAGGAGGAGGUGAAAUAUCGCUAUAACACGGUCAUCGUGCAUUAUAGAAAGUCAUUUAUGCAAGACAACGCUCAAAGAGUUUCGACCCUGAGCUUUGAACUAGAGGCAACUCUUAAAUUGGCCAGAUUUCUUUGCAGACCUGAGCUAGCUAAGGAGGUGGUAGAGCUGUUAAUGACUGCUGCAGAUGGUGCAAAUUCCUUGAUUGAUUCCAGUGAUCGUCUAAUAUUGUAUGUUGAAAUAGCUCGUUUGUUUGGGACACUUGGUUAUCAGCGCAAAGCUGCAUUCUUCUCAAGGCAGGUUGCUCAGUUGUAUUUUCAACAAGAUGAUUGCUUAGCUGCUAUCAGUGCCAUGCAAGUGUUGGCAAUUACGACAAAAGCGUACCGUGUCGAAAGCAGAGCAAAUAGCUCGAAGUCACCUUCUCUAUCUAAUGAAAUUAGGUUGAAUCCUAUUGGCAAUGGAAAAGUGCAUCCGCAGUCUGUAGUCUCGCUGUUUGAAUCACAAUGGAGCACCCUGCAGAUGGUUGUACUGAAAGAAAUACUACUUUCUUCUAUACGUGCUGGAGAUCCUUUAGCUGCAUGGAGUGCGGCAGCUCGUUUGCUUAGGUCUUAUUACCCUCUCAUUACGCCUGCUGGGCAGAGUGGCCUAGCUAGUGCCCUUGCAAAUUCUGCAGAGAGGCUACCAUCAGGAACUCGCUGUGCAGAUCCUGCCCUACCUUUCAUAAGGUUACAUUCGUUUCCUCUCCAUCCUUCCCAAAUGGAUUUAGUAAAGCGCAAUCAGGGUAAAGAAGAAUGGUGGCUGGGUUCUGCUCCUUCUGGACCUUUCAUUUACACACCAUUUAGCAAAGGAGAGCCGAUAGAUAGCAGCAAGCAGGAUGUGGUUUGGAUAAUAGGGGAACCUAUUCAAGUGUUGGUUGAGUUGGCGAAUCCUUGUGGUUUUGAUUUGAUCGUCGACAGCCUUUAUCUUUCUGUCCACUCUGGAAAUUUUGAUGCUUUUCCCAUAAGUGUGAGUCUUCCACCCAAUUCAGCAAAGGUGAUCACUUUAUCAGGGAUUCCAACUGCAGCAGGCUCAGUGGCGAUUCCUGGCUGCAUUAUCCACUGUUUUGGUGUUAUUACAGAACAUCUUUUCAGGGAUGUUGAUAACUUGCUCCUUGGAGCAGCACAAGGGCUUGUGCUUUCUGAUCCUUUCCAUUGCUGUGGCUCCCCGACUUUAAGAAACGUAUCAAUUCCGAAUAUUUCUGUGAUACCUCCUUUACCUCUGCUUGUGUCUCAUGUGGUUGGAGGCGAUGGUGCAGCGAUCUUGUAUGAGGGUGAAAUUCGUGAUGUGUGGAUUAGAUUAGCAAAUGCAGGAACAGUUCCUGUUGAACAAGCACACAUAUCACUCUCAGGCAAAAAUCAAGAUGCUGUUAUUUCUGUUGAAUACGACAUUAUGAAAUCAGCUCUUCCAAUAAAACCAGGUGAGGAAGUGACAAUACCUGUUACUAUAAAAGCCUGGCAACUUAGCAUGGGAGAUCCUGAUUAUGCUGCUGGCAAAAAUACCUACGGAAGCAGGGUGCCAAGGAAUGGAAGCAGUCCCAUGUUGGUAAUUCAUUAUGCAGGGCCACUUGCUCUUCCUGGGGAAGCCUCAGCGGAUGGGUCUGCUGUCCCCCCUGGUAGACGUUUAGUCGUGCCUUUGCACAUUUGUGUUUUGCAGGGCCUGUCUUCUGUAAAGGCGCGUUUGCUUUCAAUGGAAAUUCCUGCUCAUGUAAGUGAAACGCUUCCAAAACCAGCUUAUGUGGAGGAAAGUUUGAUUGAAGAACACGCUUUUCCUGGAAAUACGACUGAUAGCUUGGUAAAGAUUGACCCCUAUAGGGGCAGUUGGGGUCUACGCCUUCUUGAACUGGAGCUGUCCAAUCCAACUGAUGUUGUAUUCGAAAUAAGCGUAUCUGUGCAAGUGGAAAAUCCAAGUAAAGAGGAUAGCUCGACUUCUGUCGAGCAUGAUGUUGCUGACUUUGGUUACCCCAAAACUAGAAUUGACAGGGAUUAUUCUGCAAGAGUAUUGAUUCCAUUGGAGCAUUUUAAACUUCCUGUUCUUGAUGGAUCCUUUUUCUUGAAGGAUUCUUCAAACAUAGACGAAACAAUUGGUAGCAGAAAUUCAAGUUUUUCGGAGAAGAAUAUGAAGGCUGAACUAAAUGCUUCUAUCAAGAAUUUGAUUUCUAGAAUAAAAGUCAAAUGGCAAUCUGGGCGAAACAGUUCGGGGGAAUUGAAUAUCAAGGAAGCAAUACAAGCAGCUCUGCAAACAUCUGUCAUGGAUAUACUGCUACCAGACCCGUUAACAUUUGGAUUCAGGCUGAAUAAAAAUGAGACUGUACCUUCCGAUCAUUUGGGUUCCCCAAAAGAACCCACCCUUGAACUUAACUCGAAAGGCUGCAGAGGCUCUAUAUUAGCUCACGGCAUGACUCCCAUGGAGAUUCUUGUUCGUAACAACACAAGGGAAUCGAUUAAGAUGAACCUAAGUGUUACUUGUAGAGAUGUAGCUGGGGAGAAUUGUAUUGAAGGUGACAAAGCUACUGUCCUUUGGGCCGGAGUUUUGAGUGGGAUCAGUGUGGAAGUUCCGCCUCUUGAAGAAAUCAAGCAUUCUUUUUCGAUGUAUUUCCUUGUACCUGGUGAGUACACAUUGCUGGCUGCUGCUGUGAUUGAUGAUCCGAAUGACAUCCUCAGAGCCCGCGCUAAAACUUCUUCUGAUGAACCUGUCUUUUGUCGUGGACCUCCUUUCCAUCUACUUGUCCUCGGCACUGCUUGAUACCAUCAUCAUUUUUUCUCUUCUUUUUUUUGGGUGGGCGGGUGGGAUGGGGAGGAAGUGAGUUGCUUGCUGUGAUGUUUUUUUGUCAUUAUGGUUUGGGUGUCAGUUAUGCCCAUUUAGUAGUUAGUACGGGAGCUUGUAAAUGUAGAAGAAAAAAGGUUAUCCAUUCUGCCGGAGACCUAUUUGAAGCACCUCAUUUAUGUAUUGGUGCGGCAUUCUUUAGAACACAAGUAUUUUGAGAAAGAAAAAUGUAUAAUUCAUAGUGUUUGUUCAGCUA